Pocillopora meandrina is the source of this 2903-nucleotide messenger RNA. The record is from the annotation of a GenBank genome assembly. Lineage: Eukaryota; Metazoa; Cnidaria; Anthozoa; Scleractinia; Pocilloporidae.
AAACAUGGAGCGUGACACAUUCGUUCUGGAGGAGGCGCUUCUCCUUCACGAAUCCUGAAUUUACGCCAGGCCAGAUGGAUGACACGAAAAAAAGGUUAGUGUAUUAAAAGGUUUCUGUCUCUUUCUAAUGCGCUUGCAUAUCAAGGGUCGAUUCCUUGUUCAAAAACUCACGUCUAGCAAUGUAAUUUCGGAAUUUUGUGUCAUUGACAAAGCCAACGGAUGUGAGUGUAACUGCUGCCAUCAGUGAGACUGCAGUUCCGAUUUUUCCUGAAUCUCGUUAGUUGCCUCCUAAGAACGAAUUCUUCACGGUGGAAUAACAGGAGUCGCGCUUGCCCGUCAACGCUUUCUAACUUUCGAAGGAACGGCAACAGAUAGUGAAUUCCCAUCACAUUCCACGUAUGUUGUCUACAUUCACUGCCACCAAAGAUGUUCACUCGACCGCGACAGGAUGCAAAUGACUUACUUUUUCUCUUACGAGCAUGAUGUAACGCAAUCAGAGUGCGUACAUCGCCUGAUCAAUAGCAGCUGAGUGCAUUUACAGUAGCCGUGUUUAACAAUGGGUUCGGCAGGAUCACGCCGCAGUACCACUGUGGCGGCAACUGAUGCCCAGGAGAAGCAACAGCCGCAGGUAGAAGAGCUAGAUGAGGACGGAAGCCCACGAAUUGUCUUCAUUACUGGUUGCUCAACUGGCAUCGGCCUGGCAACAGCAGUUGUUCUUGCAAGCGACGCAGACAAGCGAUUUAAGGUUUAUGCCACAAUGAGAAAUCUCGGAAAGAAAGCAGCUUUGGAAGAAGCCGCUGGGAAAACUCUCGGCGAAUCACUAUUUAUAAAAGAAUUGGACGUAUGCAGUGAAGAAGCCGUUAACAGUUUGGUAAAAGAGAUUGAGAGUGAAGAGGGAAGAAUUGAUGUGCUCGGUGAGUGCGUAAUAAAAUAAGUAGUUCGUCUUUUUACCAUACCCAAAAAGAAACAAUUACUUCGAUAGUGUCGAAUCUUUUAUGAAAUUAAUCACUUCUUUAUAUUGAUAAUCGCAGGUUGGGCCCCCUUCAAAUUAGUUACGCUGCGUUCUCGAUCGAUGAACGUUUUCUAUAUAUAGUCUAUAUAAGACGGCUUACUUGAUAAAUGAGUCACCCUGGUUUUAAAACGAGCAAUAAAAAAAAGGCCGCAACACAAAGUUACCUCAUAAAGCAAAGAAGAAAACUUGAAAAAAACGUUUACAUAACUUCUUGCUGCUUUGUUUAGAUUGGGGACAGAGGAAUGCAUAUUGCACAGAUAUUGAGCUUGUGUUUAUCACGAGUUUCAGAUGACCUUAGGAGCAUUUUGGCGACUAACAGACGCUGCACUUCAUAGUUUUCAAAGAUUUGCAAUCAAAUAUUGUGUUUAAACUUCGUUCUGCUUAGAACUUUCAGCGCCAUAAAUGAAAUAAGUUACUAUAGGCGAUAACUCGUUAGAGACCAUAGACACAAUGGGUAAAUAUUACCAAGGUCAGUAAACCUUUGUUUUGGCAUUACUCAAAAUGGACUUCAUUUACUCUUCCUCAGUUACUAAACUCUUAAAAUUUUUAGAGCCUGGCUCUUAAAUGCUUGGCGAAUUCAACCAUUAUGUUAACGACAAAGUCAAACGAAAAAAAAGGACAGUAAGUUUGUACACUGUUCCAUAUCAAAUCUGCAAGAAAAGAGGCUAUAAAUACUUCUCUGCUCUGCGUUGAACUAAAAUAAUUUCACUUAUGUAGACAAACGACUGAUUGCAGCCGGUACAAAGUUCAAUCAUAACGUUUGUUUUGAGUUGUCUGCCGCGAUCAAGCUUUUUUCUAUUUCGGUGGAAACAUGAAACAGGGUAGCUUACACUCUGCUAUCGGGCGUUUUUUUUUUUUUUUUUUUUUUUUUAAACUAGGGAGCGCAAAAGUAUAACAGCGCAUGUGUGGGAAGCCUGAUGGUAAGUAACACAGCGCGAAUAACCGACGAAUACAAUCGUUUACUUUCGUGCGGCCAAGUCUAGCACUCCCACCGAAGGGAGGAACGAAAGAUCGUGCAUUAGAGUACAAGUUUUCUCUGUCUUCUCGUAACAAGCUUUCAUGUUUAUCUUCUAAUCUGUUUUGAAAUUUAUCCACCACGCUUAGUGAACAACGCAGGACAAGGCCUGGUGAGUGUAUUUGAAUGCAUACCAAUUGACAAAGCGCAAAACCUGUUCGAUGCAAACUUCUUUGGGGUCAUGCGAGUUCUCAAAGCUGCUUUACCGGGCAUGAAAGCAAGAAAGAAGGGUCGCAUUAUCAAUGUGAGCAGUAUCAUCGGAGUGAAUGGACACCCAUUCAGUGAAAUAUACAGCGCUUCUAAAUUCGCCUUGGAAGGUCUGACGGAGAGCCUGGCUCCAACACUGAGGAAAUUCAACAUCAGGUAAACACAUCAGUCGACUGGUAACAAGUUGAGGUUAAUAUUGGGUUAGGGAAAGGGAGGGGAGGGUAGGUGCUCAUUUGUUCGGAUACUGACAACCGUUCCACCGCUACCCUUUCAUAACCCAUUACGUCCAAGAAUUCUUCAUGGCCAUGAUCGUGAUUUUAAUCGUAUUUUAGGUGUUCCCUGGUUGAGCCUGGACCAGUGACAACCUCAUUCAACAACAAUGCCAAGUCACUGAGAGAGGGAAUCGACUCAUCCACAGCGGACGACAAGACCCAGGCCUUGUUACAGGAGGCUUUGAAAGAAAUGUACCGUACUGUCACUGAGCACAGCCAGACAGCCGAGGAAGUGGCCGACAUCAUCAAAAACGUGAUACUCAGUAGAGCGCCUCAUUUGCGAUACCAAACAAAUUCUCAGUACGCACCGGGAGAGGUACAAGCCAAGUUUUCUGAUGCGACAGGAGACAAAGCUAUCGAUCUCAUGGAAAAAAGAUUUUACCCGGAGACAAAGUAG